Molecule: messenger RNA, 1538 nt
Organism: Protobothrops mucrosquamatus (brown spotted pit viper)
Lineage: Eukaryota; Metazoa; Chordata; Lepidosauria; Squamata; Viperidae
Gene: FIZ1
Product: FLT3 interacting zinc finger 1
Exons: 1
Coding region: 1-1455 (484 amino acids)
Biological process (GO): regulation of transcription by RNA polymerase II
Cellular component (GO): nucleus
Molecular function (GO): RNA polymerase II transcription regulatory region sequence-specific DNA binding; DNA-binding transcription factor activity, RNA polymerase II-specific
Source: RefSeq, a predicted model, not a curated record
AUGGAGAGCCAUGGUGAAGCAUGGCCAGAGGGCCAACAUUCCCAGGAGGCUCCAGGAGGUGUUCGAACGGCCCCUGGAACUCAGGAAGAAUGUGUCGUUCUCUACUCGGAUACUGAGGACGACCCCUCACUCUUGACGGUCAAUGGAGCAGGCCCCCGAGCCCCCUUCCAUUGCUCUGAAUGUGACAAGAGCUUCCGCUACCGUUCGGACCUGCGCCGCCAUUUUGCCCGACACACCGAACUGAAGCCUUUCCAGUGCCCUCACUGUGUCAAGAGCUUCAAGCAUUCUUUCAACUUGGUGAACCACAUCCGGAGCCACACCGGGGAGCGCCCCUACCGCUGCACCAUGUGCCCCAAAGGCUUCCGGGACUCCACGGGACUUCUUCACCACCAGGUGGUCCACACUGGAGAGAAGCCAUACUGCUGUCAUAUCUGUGAGCUCCGUUUCUCCUCCCGCAGCAGUUUGGGCCGCCACCUCAAGCGCCAGCACCGGGCGUCUCCUGCCACCACAGCCCCUCAAGCGCCUACCCCGCGCUGCCUGGCCUGCGGCAAAGAGCAGAGUCCCUUGGGACACCUUUGUGCUGCCGGCCGAGGUCGGGCCGCCCCUUUCGGUUGUGGGGCCUGCGGGCGGCACUUCCAGUUAGCCUCUGAACUUCGCCGCCAUUGGCUGGCUCAUACUGACAUCAAACCCUUUAAAUGUCCGGACUGUGAGAGAGACUUCAAUGCUGCAUCCCUCUUGGAACGCCAUAAACUCACUCAUGCCAAGGACAGGCCCCUACCGUGCCAGCUUUGCUCCAAGAAAGCUCAGAAAAGGGAUGGGAGGAUGCUGGAACUGAAGGGCGUGGAGGAGCAGCCGAAAGGAGGUGAGCAGCAGCAGGAGGAGACUCAGCAGCACAGCAGAGGCUGUCCAUCCUGCCCCUCUCCUGAAACUCGCCCCCCAGACACGCUGUACCAGUGUGAGUGUGGAACAUUUUUUGCCAACAGCAACACCCUCGCAGCUCAUCUGACUGCCCACGGAGGCGAGCCCUCUUUCACCUGUGGCAUAUGUGGCCAGCCCUUCGUGAACUUGCAGGCCCUGGAGGAGCACCAGCUGAGCCACGCUGUGUCCACAGCACCACUACCAGGCCCGGGUAGCGAGCUAGAAUGCCACCUGUUGCCCCAGCUGGAUCUCCGGACAUUCCCGACUCAGCCUGGCAAGAAACUCUACAAGUGUAGCGAAUGUGAGAAAUUCUUCCGCAGUCCCCGAGAUCUGGACCGCCACGUCUUGGUACACACCGGUGAGAAACCCUACCAGUGCACUGAAUGUGGCAAGUUCUUCCGGCAUGAGUGUUACCUGAAAAGGCAUCGUCUGUUGCACAGCGGUGAGCGUCCUUUCAAGUGCACUGUCUGCCACAAGGGGUUCAUCACCCUGAGCAACCUCUCCCGCCAUCUCAAGUUGCACCGAGGGAUUGACUAGGAGGGCUACCCUGAUCUCCUAAGAAUAACCCUCCUUCCCCAGCACUGCAUUCUUCUACCUCCAUCCCACAGUGGCAGCCACAG